CAUACUCGGUUGGGUAGCGGCCACGAGUGCCACUCCGGAGUCGGGCUUUGUGCGUUUGCAUUGGUGUCGUUUUGUCCUGAUUGGACUUGCUUUCCACUGACGACCUGGUUUGGUGUCAGAUAGUGUAGCUUCGACAAGCAGGAUGGGUGUGUUCACAGUCCCUGGGGCGGGUAUGUUUACUCUCCCUAAUGAGAUUGGGUCUGUAUUUCCAGUGUUCUACAAAUUGUUGGUAUUAAACCGAGAUAGUAUAGGUGCAUAUAGCUGUAGAUUUAUUCCAGUUUUCUUUCUAUACUUGUUUACAUCUGUAGACUUAGUGAGUGAGCCGUUGAGGUCGGUAACGGUACCCACUGAGGACUACUUCUUUUUGCAAUAGUUCUCCCUCCUAUUUGUUGAAAUCUUUUGCAGAGCCUUCUUCUUCGGCUGCUAUUGCUGCUGAGUCUGAUCGUGGAAAGGGUGUUGCGAGUUAGAGCCCUUCCUGAUGAGUUGCAGAGCUAGAGGAGUACCAGCUACAGAAAAUCUGCAUCCCCCCGGAGAAGAACAUGUUCAAAAAGCACUUAUGCAGAAGCUGUCAGUUUUAACGAGAUUCCACGCGGGUUACUUUCGCAUAAGCCUUUCCCUCUGCGGCCAAGCCCUACUAUGGAAGACCCUCUCCGCCGCCGACCCUCGGGCGCUCCACUUUAUCCUCCACCUCCUCCCCGUCGCCGCCUUCGACGUUCUCUGGUCCUUCGCACUGUCGUCCCUCGUCGUGCUUUGUGCUCUUUACGCAAUUCGCUGCACCUGCCGCUUCGAGUGCUUUAAGGCCGAGCUCGGCCACCACAUCGGCGUCAACUACCUCUUCGCCCCAUGGGCCUCCGCGCUCCUCCUCCUCCAGUGCGCCUCCUCGCCCUUCCUCCGUCCCGAGAGCCCCGCGUACCACGUCCUCUGGUAUUNGUUUGCGGUCCCAAUUCUGGUGCUGGACGUGAAAGUGUACGGGCAGUGGUUUAUAAGGGGCCGGAGGUACUGCCUGUCGGCGGUGGCGAACCCGACGAGCCAGAUGACGGUGAUCGCGAACAUGGCGGCGGCGGCGGCAGCGGCGACGACGGACACGGACUUGAAGGAGAUUGCGACGUGCAUGUUUACGGUGGGCUUGGCCCACUACCUCGUACUUUUCGUGACGCUGUACCAACGCCUCGCGGGGAGCGAGAGCCUCCUCCCGGCACUGCUCCGCCCGGUGUUCUUCUUAUUCUUCGCCGCCCCCGCCACCGCCAGCGUUGCCUGGGCCGCCAUCUCCGGCAGCGGUGGCUUCGACACCGCCGCGAAGAUGCUCUUCUUCCUCUCAUUCUUCCUCUUCCUUUGCCUGGUCUCACGACCGAUGCUAUUUUGGCGAUCAAUGAGGACCUUCAGUCUGGCAUGGUGGGCGUACUCUUUUCCACUGACGGUGCUGGCACUGGCGGCCGAGAAGUACGCACAAGAGGUGAAAGGCGGUGUACCGAACGCAAUAAUGCUCGUCUUGUCCCUCGUCUCUGCCCUCGUCACUGUCGCCCUCAUCCUACUCUCCGCCUUCAAUCCCGCCCUACUCGUCCCCCAACGCGACCCUUUCCUCCCUCAGCCCUCCAUCCCAUCCUAGCUACUUAAAUGUAUUCCGUAAAGUGUCAUAUAUAUAUAUAUAUAUAUCGGAAGAGGCUUGUAGUGCUAUAAACUCUACACAUGUAUAGAAGAGUAGCAUGUUUUAAGUAUAGAGGUGAUGCGGCUAAUUUAGUAUUAGAGUUUAUGAGAAAACACGACUUAACCAAACUGAGCCUAGAUAUCUUUAAACGGCUAAAACUUUCGCUUGAA
This is a messenger RNA of Ananas comosus (pineapple), 1815 nucleotides long. Its product is annotated as S-type anion channel SLAH4-like. The transcript is spliced from 4 exons. Gene Ontology annotation, molecular function: voltage-gated monoatomic anion channel activity. Gene Ontology annotation, cellular component: membrane. Bases 479 to 1606 code for a protein of 375 amino acids. Gene Ontology annotation, biological process: transmembrane transport; intracellular monoatomic ion homeostasis. Lineage: Eukaryota; Viridiplantae; Streptophyta; Magnoliopsida; Poales; Bromeliaceae. The record is from RefSeq and is a predicted model, not a curated record.